GCGGCUUCUGUAGCAGCAGCAGGAGGAGGAGGAGGAGGAGGAGGAGAGCUCGUCCUUUGACGUGGAAUAUUUCCGUAAAGAGACGAUGGAGGAGUAGCAGUGCGGAGCUCGAAGAUAUCCCGUAUUAUCCAUAAAUCGAGACGGGAUUUCGCACUGCACCCUCAGUUGGAUCUGGGUUCACGGGAGUUGACAGUCGACAGUCUUCCGCAGACUGACCCCCUUUCUGUCCCCCCGCCUCCUCGCACUCAGCUACAGUCAUGAUAAAAGCCAUUUUAAUAUUCAACAACCAUGGGAAACCGAGGCUUUCUAAAUUCUACGAGCAUUAUAGUGAAGACACGGAGCAACAGAUCAUCAGGGAAACCUUCCACCUGGUCUCGAAAAGAGAUGAGAACGUCUGUAACUUCCUCGAAGGUGGAAUGUAAGCUUGGGAUUGGGGGGCUGUGUGUUCGAAAUGCGAACAGAAGUAAAACACUCGAGUUAAUCAUCUUCGUGCUGAGAAGGUUGAUUGGAGGAUCGGACUACAGGCUGAUCUACAGACACUACGCCACACUGUACUUUGUGUUUUGCGUGGACUCCUCGGAGAGUGAGCUAGGGAUUUUAGACUUGAUCCAGGUAUUUGUGGAAACGCUGGACAAAUGCUUUGAGAACGUCUGUGAGCUCGACUUAAUUUUCCAUGUCGACAAGGUCCACAACAUUCUGGCGGAGAUGGUGAUGGGCGGGAUGGUGCUGGAGACCAACAUGAACGAAAUCAUCACGCAGGUGGAUUCCCAGAACAAGAUGGAGAAGUCUGAGGCCGGUAUUGCAGGAGCGCCGGCUCGUGCCGUGUCAGCUGUAAAGAACAUGAACCUGCCGGAAAUGCCCAGAAACAUCAACAUUGGUGACAUCAGCAUCAAAGUGCCAAAUUUACCCUCCUUCAAGUAGUGGCAGCGACAUCGUGAAGCUGCAGAUGUGAGCCAAUGUUUACCGCGAUGCAAUCUGUAUACCAAAACCUCAAAUUACCAACUUUUAUCAAAACUACACAGAUUGAAGGUACCGUUUGAUUUGACACUCCUUGUUUUGGUGUUUUUUUUCCCCCUCUCUCCUGCUACAGAAGAAACGUUUUACGUAUUUAGUUUGUGCUAUCUGUAUGAAGAAAAAAUGAAGUAUUUAUUUAUUUGUGGUACAUUCCUUCUGCCUCGAUGGAGGUUUGCCCUUGAUGUUCAGCUGCUACAGUACAGAUCUGUGUCAGUUUUGUAACUGAAAUGAUUUCACUGACAAGUGUUUACUCGGAGAGAGCGUGGCAGGUAGUGACGUUGUGGGACAGUCUCAUUGGUGUGGGUAUUCCACUCAAUCAAUGGAGGAAACUAUUUCGAGGACCAAAUCAAAACGGGUCGGCCACAGUAUUGACGGUCAUGCAUUACAGCUCAUUUGUAAAAUCAGUGCAAAGAAUAUUAUUGUAUUACAGAUAUGCUGUGUGACAGAAAUAUGGAAAUAUAUAUGCUGACAUGAUUUUCUAUUGUCUUAUUUGUACGCAAAAUAUUUUAUCAUGUCUUAUCAAAUAUUUCUCUUAAUUUUAAUUUGUGCAUGACUUUUUUUUUCUUUUUUUCUUUCCUUUUUCAACAUAAUAAACUGUCGAAACGCAA
Messenger RNA from Cyclopterus lumpus (lumpfish), 1622 nucleotides. RefSeq names its product adaptor related protein complex 3 subunit sigma 1 (gene ap3s1). Gene Ontology annotation, biological process: Golgi to vacuole transport; intracellular protein transport. Gene Ontology annotation, cellular component: membrane coat; intracellular membrane-bounded organelle; AP-3 adaptor complex. The record is from RefSeq and is a predicted model, not a curated record. Lineage: Eukaryota; Metazoa; Chordata; Actinopteri; Perciformes; Cyclopteridae. The coding region runs from base 289 to 921 and encodes 210 amino acids. The transcript has 6 exons.